CCUAAAGGCAGUCGCUUUGAAUUUAUCCCUCUUUCAAAGUAGGAACUUUAGUUUUAUAUUUUUCUAUUUCGAGAACUUAUUAAAUUCGUUUGACAUGGGCAAAAUGUUUUUAAAUGAAGUUAUUUUCUAUGUAAAGUGUUAUACCUUGAAAAACUACUUUAUGUACAUUUUUCAGUGACGCACAAUCAUUUAGAUAAUGUAUGAGAUAAAAUUUUGAUAAUGUUGACAAGAGGGGUUGCUCUGAUGGUAAGCAACCUCCACUUCCAACUAAGAGGUUGUGAGUUCGAGUCUCCCCAAGAGCAAGGUGGGAUGCCGGGGGUCUAUUUGGAAACAGUCUCUCUACCCAGGGGUAAGGUCUGCAUACACACUACUAGCUACAGGCACAGUAUAUCUGUUCUUCCCGAUCUCUCUCCGGGCGAAUUCUCUAUUUCUCCGGCGAACUUCACGAUCUCCCUGCAAAAAAAUAUUUAAGAAUCUUCUCACAACAAAGAGGGACAAGAUUUUAGAUCAGUGGGUUCAGUUCUGACUCGAUCAGGUGAACACGAGUUAAUUUGGUCUAGACUUUAUCAAAUUUCGACCUCCUCCAUGGACAUGUCGCGUUCCCAUUGUUCUCGGCAUGAACAUAGUGAUGAAAAUGAAUACAAGAAAGAUGAUCAAAAUGACAGUGAUAUGCUCACAAGCUUUCCCAAAGAAAAUGGUUGGAUGGUUAAACAUCUUUACCAAUACGAGUCCUUUUGGUCCAGCAGCUAUUAAAGGUAUUAAGAGGGUGCAAGAAUGCUUCAAUGCUCAACCCACAGAUAUUUUUCUAGCUACUUUCCCAAAAGCAGGAACAACAUGGUUCAAGGCCCUCAUUUUCUCCGGCAUGAAUCUAUUCAAUUUCUCCUCUCACCCUUUGCUUGCCAAGGGUCCCCAUGAUUGCAUUCCCUUCGUGGAAUCUAUCAUACAAGAUGAAACUUCCUACCGAGAUUAUCGAAUUUCGUGUUUGCCAUGUUGCCUUUUCGCAACCCACAUCCCUUACUCCUUGUUACCAGCAUCUGUGAUGUCUUCUGGUUGCAAAAUUGUGUAUAUUUUUCGUGAGACUAAAGAUGUUUUUGUUUCAACUUGGCAUUAUAUGAUAAAAGUAAAACCCAAUGAAAUGCCAUCUUUUCCAAUCGAAGAUGCAUUUGAUCUGUUUUGCAAAGGGGUAUCACAUUACGGACCUUUUUGGGAUCAUGUCUUGGGCUAUUGGAAGGCAAGCAUGGAAAUUCUGGACAAAGUACUUUUCUUAAUGUACGAGGACAUGAAGAAAUAUCCCAUUGUUUGUCUUACCAAAUUGGCUAAGUUCCUGGAUAAGCCUUUUACCUCGGAAGAAGAGAGAGAAGGGGUUGUGCAGGAGAUUGCAAGGCUUUGUGGCUUUGAGAGUUUGAGUAGUUUAAAAGUAAAUCAGACCGGAGUGAUGCACCAUUUCAAUUCAAUUGUAGUUGAAAACCGGCAUUUCUUGAGGAAAGGUCAAGUUGGAGAUUGGAAAAAUAAUCUGACGCUAGAGAUGGCCCAACAGUGGGAUGAAAUCACUAGGCAGAAAUUUGCUGGGACUAGCUUGAUAGAAACUUUGUUUGUCGAUACAAUACCCUCUACUGCCAAGGCAUAAGUUAGUGCUCUAAGCUAAGUACUACCAAGGGAUAAAUCGCUAGUCAAACUGUAUAAACAGCAAUCAAAUGACAUUAUGAUUUGCUCCAGGGUUGUAAGAAAUAAAUACUCGCUUCACUGCCAUUCUUUAAAUUCUUAGCUAUUUUUUAUAUGCAAAUGUAAUAGUUCUGCUGUUGGUGCAAUUGUCAAGUGAAUUUAUUCCAUUAAACUUUCAUUCCGUAAAGAAUGACUUUGUACAUAUUAAUAGCAGUGAAAACAAUGAGUGACUUGACACCAUAA
Nicotiana tabacum (common tobacco) is the source of this 1905-nucleotide messenger RNA. The record is from RefSeq and is a predicted model, not a curated record. Lineage: Eukaryota; Viridiplantae; Streptophyta; Magnoliopsida; Solanales; Solanaceae.